Messenger RNA from Gymnodraco acuticeps, 1371 nucleotides. Its product is annotated as receptor-transporting protein 3-like. The record is from RefSeq and is a predicted model, not a curated record. Gene Ontology annotation, molecular function: olfactory receptor binding. The transcript is spliced from 3 exons. Gene Ontology annotation, biological process: protein insertion into membrane; protein targeting to membrane. NCBI's taxonomy places the organism in Eukaryota, Metazoa, Chordata, Actinopteri, Perciformes, Bathydraconidae. Bases 637 to 1167 code for a protein of 176 amino acids.
GUGUCAUCACUUUCGUUUCGUCACACUUACAGUAAUGAUACUGCAAAUGAAACAAAAACAACAGCAAACAAUCACAUGGACAAAGAUUAACAUGCUGAUGUUAUUAUCAUAUCAGCAUGAGAAGAGGCUCAUCGCUUAAGAAAUUAAAAAGUACAUAUGAUUCAAUUUGUGCUAGGAUAAAAGUUUACAAUAAGUAAAAGAUAAAUUAUACAAUAACUACAAAGUAGCUCAAAAUCAAUCUUAUAGAAACAGAUGAGAAAACACAUGUGGUUUAACUUAUAACAGAGAUGAAGGGUUUUCAUAUACAAUUCAUACAUGAUGCAAUACAUGUUUCUCCCAUUCAUUAAUUAUUAACAUACAAAGUAAGUAAUUAUAUAUGGUCAGUAUAAUAACAGGAAAUUCCCUUACACGUGUAGCAUUUUAUUUUGGCUUGUCAUAAUCUUGCUUGUUUUUUCAUCAGACCUUGGACAAGAAGGAAAACGAAACUAUGAUGUUAAGUUUCGUUUCCCAGUGUAAGCUGAUGGGAGGGUAUAAAUACAGAGACUGUGUGCAGAGCAACAUCUUCAAGAGCAACAUCUUCAAGCUGAACGUCGUUUCAUCUCCAUCUACCAGAAGUGAAUCAAAUACCUGAGCAAAAUGAAGGGAUCUGCAGACUGGCUUCCUUCCUUGUGGAAAGAGACCUUUGAGGAGCUGCUGGACGACGACAAUGAGCUGGACCAUGGAGACCAGUGGACUCUGAACUUCAGCUACACCCAGGGAGACACACUCACCACAGAGGAGAGGAAGAGGGGCUGGAAGACUUUCUGCCACUGUGCCUUUGGAAAUUUGAAGUGUCCAUCAUGCAAUAAAGUUUGGAGUUCAGCAAAGGUCACAGUGUUGUUCCGUUACCGGCUGCGCGGUGAACGGGGGGUAGUGAUCAUGAGGCCCUUUGGACAGGCCUGUCGCAGUUGCCAUGAUGAUACUUAUGCCCGUCCUGGUUUUUCCGAGGAGGAGGUGGAAAGAGCGUUGCUCAGGCUGUGUGCCAAAAUCCGGAAGAAUUGCUACGGAGAAAUGGAUGACAACGAUGUCGGAGGGGAGGCACCACACUCUAAAAAUAAUUCCAAACCACAUGAGUCGGACCUGUGUGAGGCCUGCAGUCAGGGCAUAUGCCGUGUAAAAGAAGAAUAGAAGUGUGUGUGUGUGUGUGUGUGUGUGUGUGUGUGUGUGUGUGUGUGUGUGUGUGUGCGUGUGUGGUGUGUGUGUGUGUGUGUGUGUGUGUGUGUGUGUGUGUGUCUGUGAGAAUGAAAGUGAUUCAGGAAGAAACUGAUUCGUUAUACCAUUGUAACCAUUGUUCAAGUAAAUACAUAAAGUUGAAUUUUUUCUACUGAUAAA